Messenger RNA from Pyrenophora tritici-repentis Pt-1C-BFP, 1430 nucleotides. RefSeq names its product FRQ1, Ca2+-binding protein (EF-Hand superfamily). Gene Ontology annotation, molecular function: phosphatase binding; calcium-dependent protein serine/threonine phosphatase regulator activity; calcium ion binding. The record is from RefSeq and is a predicted model, not a curated record. Gene Ontology annotation, biological process: calcineurin-mediated signaling; protein dephosphorylation. Gene Ontology annotation, cellular component: calcineurin complex. Lineage: Eukaryota; Fungi; Ascomycota; Dothideomycetes; Pleosporales; Pleosporaceae.
AGCUCCGACGGCGACGGACAAGGCACCACAAGACAGACCUUCACCCGCCACCACCCCAAUCCUCACCACAGAUAAACCGCCAAUAUGGGUAAUCAACAGUCAGGCCUGCUCGACAACAUAGCCUCCGGUUCGAAUUUCGACCGCGAGGAAGUAGACCGCCUGCGAAAGCGUUUUAUGAAGUUGGACAAGGACAACUCCGGUACCAUUGAGCGCGACGAGUUCCUAGCCCUUCCCCAAAUCUCCUCCAACCCUCUUGCAACACGCAUGAUCGCCAUCUUCGACGAGGAUGGUGGCGGCGACGUCGACUUUCAAGAAUUCGUCUCUGGCCUCUCAGCCUUCAGUAGCAAGGGCAACAAAGAGGAGAAGCUACGGUUCGCAUUCCGCGUAUACGACAUUGACCGCGACGGCUACAUCAGCAACGGCGAGCUCUUCAUAGUACUGAAGAUGAUGGUUGGAAGCAACUUGAAGGAUCAACAGCUGCAGCAGAUUGUCGACAAGACCAUAAUGGAGGCCGACCUGGACCGCGACGGCAAAAUUAGUUUCGAGGAGUUCACCAAGAUGGUCGAGAACACGGAUGUAUCUAUGAGCAUGACUUUGGACCAGUUCUAGUUAUUACCCAAUUACGAAUGCAACGGCAUCUACAGGCACGAGGGUUUCCUUGGCGGGGCGUUCAUGGUGUUGCGGGCACACUGUGGAAUGGGCUUGACAGUCUUCGAUAUUAUCAAUUCGCGAUUGAUUCACCUCAUCACGUAUACAUGAGGGUUGCGUACCUUGCCCAAGGGGGGGUUCCACCAAUCGACCCAAGCAUAACUCGGCACUGCUGCUCUAUCAUUCUUCAUACCUAACCUUCGCAGGGCCCCACCCUCUACUUGUUUUCCAUCCCCUAUCACCUGCAGGCCGCUGAUCGAUAUACUCUCUCAAACAUAUACAUCAUAUCAGCCCAUCUACAUGUCCCACCUAUUAAAAGCCCCUCUUGAACCCAGGCAUCCCACAAGCAGCAUACAUUGCAAUAAACAAAUGUAUUCCAGCCGCCACGCAAAGCGCCGCACCCUCCCAGCUCCCCGCCUGAAUUAUCACCUCUCCUUCCCCACCACCAACCGCCUGAUGCCCCAGCAAAAUACCUAUCUCAUGCAGUGCCUUUGCACUCGUCAACGCACACAGCGCACCCGCCACACCCAGCGCGGCACUUGUCGCCAACAGCAUCUUGGACGCUUUCGCAUUUCUGCCGCCGCGAUUAUGGAAAAUGCAAUAGUAGACCAGCGAGACUAGGUACAUAGGUGCGGCGAGCCCAGGUAUCGGAAUCAAAGAAGACUUUUGGAGAAUCAGUGCCGAUGCGAAAACAGGGUGCGACAUUGAUAUAUCAGAGAGACCCAGUGGUGAAUCACUAGGGAAACAUUCCAGUGCUGCGGGAACGGCGUCUUCGCUUGGUU